Molecule: messenger RNA, 1002 nt
Organism: Pteronotus mesoamericanus
Lineage: Eukaryota; Metazoa; Chordata; Mammalia; Chiroptera; Mormoopidae
Gene: SHOX2
Product: SHOX homeobox 2
Exons: 5
Coding region: 1-1002 (333 amino acids)
Biological process (GO): regulation of transcription by RNA polymerase II
Cellular component (GO): nucleus
Molecular function (GO): sequence-specific double-stranded DNA binding; DNA-binding transcription factor activity, RNA polymerase II-specific
Source: RefSeq, a predicted model, not a curated record
AUGGAAGAACUUACGGCAUUCGUCUCCAAGUCUUUUGACCAGAAAGUGAAGGAGAAGAAAGAAGCGAUCACCUACCGAGAGGUGCUUGAGAGCGGGCCGCUGCGCGGGGCCAAGGAUCCGGCCGGCUGCGCGGAGCCGGGCCGCGACGACCGCAGCAGCCCGGCAGUCCGGGCGGCCGGCGGAGGCGGCGGCGCAGGAGGAGGCGGAGGCGGAGGCGGAGGAGGCGGAGGAGGUGCAGGAGGAGGAGGAGGAGCGGGCGGAGGAGCUGGAGGAGGGCGCUCUCCCGUCCGGGAGCUGGACAUGGGCGCCGCCGAGAGGAGCAGGGAGCCGGGCAGCCCGAGGCUCACCGAGGUGUCCCCGGAGCUGAAGGAUCGCAAAGAGGAUGCGAAAGGGAUGGAGGACGAAGGUCAGACCAAAAUCAAGCAGAGGCGAAGUCGAACCAAUUUCACCCUAGAACAACUCAAUGAACUGGAGAGGCUCUUUGAUGAGACCCACUACCCGGAUGCCUUCAUGCGUGAAGAACUGAGCCAACGGCUGGGGCUGUCAGAGGCCCGAGUGCAGGUUUGGUUCCAAAAUCGAAGAGCUAAAUGUAGAAAACAAGAAAAUCAGCUCCAUAAAGGCGUCCUUAUAGGGGCAGCCAGCCAGUUUGAAGCUUGUAGAGUUGCACCCUAUGUCAACGUAGGUGCUUUAAGGAUGCCAUUUCAGCAGGAUAGUCAUUGCAACGUGACGCCCUUGUCCUUUCAGGUUCAGGCGCAGCUGCAGCUGGACAGCGCCGUAGCGCACGCGCACCACCACCUGCACCCGCACCUGGCCGCGCACGCGCCCUACAUGAUGUUCCCGGCGCCGCCCUUCGGACUGCCGCUGGCCACGCUGGCCGCGGACUCGGCCUCCGCCGCCUCCGUCGUGGCUGCCGCUGCCGCUGCCAAGACCACCAGCAAGAACUCCAGCAUUGCGGAUCUCAGACUGAAAGCCAAAAAGCACGCGGCCGCCCUGGGGCUGUGA